Rhipicephalus sanguineus (brown dog tick) is the source of this 1238-nucleotide messenger RNA. RefSeq names its product metalloproteinase-like. The coding region runs from base 9 to 1238 and encodes 409 amino acids. Gene Ontology annotation, molecular function: metalloendopeptidase activity. The transcript has 11 exons. Gene Ontology annotation, biological process: proteolysis. NCBI's taxonomy places the organism in Eukaryota, Metazoa, Arthropoda, Arachnida, Ixodida, Ixodidae. The record is from RefSeq and is a predicted model, not a curated record.
UUCUAAACAUGCAGAAACGACGUGUGAACGACCUCGUGAAUUUGAUUGUCUAUUUACAACUUCUAUAUUCACCAUACACAUCUAUGGGGUCUCCAGUGACGACAGUAGUGUUCCCUCGAAUCCUAAACGAAAGAAGCGACAGUGGAGAACUGCUUGUGGCCAUUCGUUCUGGCCAUACUUUGGCUCUGAGGAAAGCGUCCGUGUUCCGUGAAAGACUGGAAGUCGCAACGUUGGAAGAAGAUAGGACAACAUUUCACUAUAUGAACGGUUCAGGAAUGGAACGGAACCUCUACCAUGACCCGCAAACAGGUGCAGCUGUCAUGCUUACGCGUGGCCGGGGACUUCGACUUGUCGGGAUCUUGAGUCCUACCGAGCGAAUACAGCCAUCGCCUGCCGCAAAGUAUAACGCAACAGGUAGCAUUCAACAUGACAUUCAGCGACUAGAACAGAGGACGUCUGACGUGGACAUUUCAUCGGACGUCCUUCUAAAAGAUAGCAAUCAAUAUGCGAAGUCCUUGUCCUCUGUGCCUCCUAACAAGACUGAAACCCAAGUACCCGAGGCAAGAUCUGGAUCGUCAUAUUACCCCCUGAAAGCCACCUGCGAGACCCGUAUAGCUGUGGACUCCAAAUAUUUUCAAUCAUUUGGGCGCGACAAGCGGAAGCUUGUGAAGUACUUGGCCGUCCUGGUAGCAUUUACGAAUUUGAAGUUCCGCACAUUUCACGACUAUAUAUUACAAUUCCAGCUUCUUAUAACGGGAAUUGUGAUUUUUACGUCAAAGAAAGAGCCAUUCAUAAAGAAAGCUAAUGGUGAUCAGUCGGUCAUGCUUAGCAACACGCUGGCAGAUCUGAAUACAUACGUAGAAAAAGACCAAAUCUUUCGUAACGACGACGCCGUCAUUCUUCUCACAGGGCUUGACUUGGCCACGAAUUACGGCGCUGGAGUUGCUCCCCGCCGAAGUAUAGUAGGGCUAGCGAGACUCGCAGCUGCUUGCGGUGAAGGAAAGGCUGCGAUUGUGGAGGACAUGCCGCGGACGUUCAGCAGCGCUCCCACUAUGGCCCACGAGAUUGGACAUCUGGUAGGUUCAGCACACGAUGGCUCCACGAAUGAUAAGCUUAGGUAUGACGGGACGGGUUGUCCGGCGAGCGAGAAAAAAAUCAUGACGCCGGUAUCGGGCACGUACUCGGUGCAGGCGUUCUCCUACUGCAGCACAUACCAAGUAGCAGAGUUCAUCAUGUAA